Pestalotiopsis fici W106-1 is the source of this 975-nucleotide messenger RNA. RefSeq lists its product as uncharacterized. Gene Ontology annotation, molecular function: nucleotide binding. Bases 1 to 975 code for a protein of 324 amino acids. The transcript has 2 exons. The record is from RefSeq and is a predicted model, not a curated record. Lineage: Eukaryota; Fungi; Ascomycota; Sordariomycetes; Amphisphaeriales; Sporocadaceae.
AUGGCUCCAAAAGUUGUCCGGUGGGGAAUUCUCGCUACGGGAAACAUUGCACAAACUUUCGCAAAGGAUCUAUUGGUCGACCCCGCAACUCGCAAUGUGCAUGAUAUCAAGCAUACAAUCGUUUCUGUGGCGAGUGCUUCCGGCGCUGCGCGAGCUGAGCAAUUCUUGAAGGACGUUGAAGCACCUCAAACAGCCAAAGGAUACGGCACUUACGAGGAGCUAGUCAAUGACGAUGAGGUCGACAUUGUCUAUGUCGCAACGCCCCACUCUCAUCACUAUCAGAAUGUCCGGCUCUGCCUGGAGUCGGGCAAACCCGUUUUGUGUGAGAAGGCCUUCACUGUCAAUGCGAUGCAAGCAAAGGAACUUGUACAAUUGGCUCGUGUCAAGAACUUGUUUCUUAUGGAAGCUAUGUGGACACGUUACUUCCCAUUGUCCAUAUAUGUCCGCGAAACCAUCACGUCCGGGAGAUUGGGUACCGUCAUCCGAGUCUACGCGGAUAACUCCCUGAAUCUGAAACCGCAUGAGAGCUUCCCCAAGGAGAGCCGAAUGGUGAACCCGAAUCUCGCCGGCGGUGGUCUUUUGGAUAUGGGCAUUUACAGCCUCACGUGGAUCUUUCAGACCCUAUACACCACACAACCCUCUGAUACACGCAAAACCCCAGACGUCCAAUCCGCGCUGCGCAAAUACGAACCCACCGGUGUCGACGAGACCUCGACCAUUCUUCUGACCUUUCCUCGCGACUCCGAGUCAGGUGGUGACAUGCACGGCAUCUCGACUACAAGUUUCAUGGUAUCCAACGACUCGGACGGCAAGAAUACUAGCGGUCCCGCGGUGCGCAUCCACGGCCGAGACGGUGAGCUGCAGGUAUGGCCACCGCUAUGGCGCCCCACGCGAACCAGGCUCAUUCUCGCCGACGGCACCGUCGAAGACAAGACGUUUUCGAUUCCAGGCCCGGGCAAAGGUAGCAACUGGUAA